AUGGACUUGAAGGAGUGGAAAGAAGAGCUAAAGAAUCUUGUGGAGGUUUUGAGCAAGAAUGAUGACGAUGCCGAUGCCGAUGACGAAGAAGAAGAAAAAGAAGAAGAAGAAGAAGAAAAAGAUGUCAAUGACUAUAAUGAAUGUGUGAAUGAUGCCACUAAAAGUCUCCGUACUCUUUAUGGGGAGGGAGCUGAAAAAAAGGAUUAUGAAACCUUAUUGAGGACUCCAUUCAGGGUUUCUAUUCCUCCCCAAAGAAUAAUUUCUGUCAAGAAACAAAACGAAGAGGAGUUCUCCGAAGAACUGGAUAGGUAUAUUCAUGUUCAGGAUAAAGGCACUGAUCGUCUCUGGCCGCUGAUCAAGAAUGUAGAAGUGACUAUUCCAAGAUCAGAAAUCCUUCCGGAAGGCAUCAUAUUUUUGGAUAUUCCUGGUACAGGGGACUUCAAUAGCAAAAGGGAUGAAAUGUGGAAAGAGAACAUUAACAAAUGUACAGUCAUCUGGAUUGUCAGUGACAUUGAACGUGUUCUUGGAGAGAAGACCCAGGACCAGUUACUGGAAGAAAGCAUCAAGGCCUUUCCAGGAGGGAUGUGCACUGACAUUGCCCUGGUGGUCAGCAAAUCAGAUAAAAUUAAUCUUGAUGAAUACAGAAGGGAAAGAAAAAAUAAAAAUAUUAAGAAUGAGCAUGAUGCCAUUUUAGAGAGGAACCAAGAUGUGAAGAACAAGAAAGAGAAAAGCAUUAUGCAGAAGCUGAAGAGAAAGCUGCCACCUGAUGCAGAAGUCCUUAACAAGCCAAAAUUGGUUUAUACAGUUUGUGCCCAAGAAUUCUGGAAAGAAUCUCCGUUAAAGAUCCUCAGUCAGGAAGAAACAGAGAUACCAGAACUGAGAGACUAUGUCAAGAUGAUCUAUCUGAAGGAGAAGCAGAAACUGGUGAAAGAUUAUGUGACUGAAGCAUGGGGCAUUCUCAGGCUGGCUAAAAACGCUGGUACCAACUCACAACCUGAGGACUUGGUGUUUCGGAAAAUUGUUGUGGAAGAAUUAAUAAAGAAGGAAAUCGACUCUUUGGAGAAAGCCCUUCAAAAAUGUUCUGAUGAGAUACUGCAGCCUCUGUGUAGAGGCGUGGAACAAGCCAAAAGGAGAUAUAAGAAAACUGUCCUUCAGAUGCUCACAAGAGUUGAUGGAUACCGGGGUUAUCACAAGACCCUGAAAGCAGUGUUCUUGAAGGAUGGAAUAUAUGCCUCUAAGAAAUUUGCACGCAUUGAUUUCAAUGAAAGCCUUGCCAAGCCCCUCUAUGAUGAAAUUGAUAGCAUUUUUGGAGGUAUCUUCAGAACCCAACAUACCACAAGAUCCAGUCUGUGGUCUCACCUGAAAAUAUUUAAAAAUGAGGUGAAGAAAAAGAUACUCAAAACUGGAAAAGUCAACUCCCUGCCAAGUGAUAACAGCAAGAUUUGUAUGUUCAUUCAAGAAGUAAACGCCAUCCUGGAAGAACUAGAAAAAUGGAUUAUCCAGAAGAAGAUACUUAUCUAUCAAAGUCUUAGUAAGUCCAUCCAAAGUGAUCUCAAGCCCCAUUAUAAAGCGGCCUCAAGUCUUAGGGGUACUGGAAGCUGUGAGGGGAUGAAGCGAAUCAUCAUUGAAGGCACUGACAACAAGGUAAAGGAACUGCUGUUUGAGAGGGCCACAUCCAAGAUGGAGAGCCAGUUCCACGAACUGAAGGAAUACAUCUUGCAGGAGCUGAAGAAAAAAAUUUCCACUUUAUUCAGUCUGGUCUUCUUGCAACAGGAUUGGGUUCCUGUACACUUGGCAGAACUGGAGCAACCUGAAUGCCAGUGAGAGCUGCGGCUCCAACAGAAGUUCCAGUAUCGGUUUCUGCUUUCUAAUCAGAAUUGCAAAGACACAAGCAGGGUCCAAAGGUGAUGAGACUUAGGAACCAGAGCAGUUCAGGUGGAGGACAGUUAAGACAGUUGUC
Molecule: messenger RNA, 1960 nt
Organism: Sphaerodactylus townsendi
Lineage: Eukaryota; Metazoa; Chordata; Lepidosauria; Squamata; Sphaerodactylidae
Product: nuclear GTPase SLIP-GC-like
Exons: 15
Coding region: 1-1824 (607 amino acids)
Molecular function (GO): GTPase activity
Source: RefSeq, a predicted model, not a curated record